AUAGUAACCGCACCCAUAACAGCCGUGGUGGUUAUGGCUGGCCUGAGCGGCGCGCAGAUCCCCGACGGGGAGUUCACCGCGGUCGUGUACCGCCUCAUCCGCAAUGCACGCUACGCCGAGGCGGUGCAGCUGCUGGGCGGAGAACUGCAGCGGAGCCCUAGGAGCCGCGCCGGCCUGUCGCUGCUAGGCUACUGCUACUACCGCCUGCAGGAGUUCGCGCUGGCGGCCGAGUGCUAUGAGCAGCUGGGCCAGCUGCACCCGGAACUGGAGCAGUACCGCCUGUACCAGGCCCAGGCCCUGUACAAGGCCUGCCUUUAUGCGGAGGCCACCCGGGUCGCCUUCCUUCUCCUGGAUAACCCCGCCUACCACAGCCGGGUCCUCCGCCUGCAAGCUGCUAUCAAGUACAGCGAGGGCGAUCUGCCAGGGUCCAGGAGCCUGGUAGAGCAGCUGCCGAGUAGGGAAGGGGGAGAGGAAAGUGGGGGCGAGAAUGAGACCGAUGGCCAGAUCAACCUGGGUUGUUUGCUCUACAAGGAGGGACAGUAUGAAGCUGCAUGCUCCAAGUUUUUUGCCGCCCUGCAGGCCUCGGGCUACCAGCCUGACCUUUCCUACAACCUGGCUUUGGCCUAUUACAGCAGCCGACAGUAUGCUUCAGCACUGAAGCAUAUCGCUGAGAUUAUUGAGCGUGGCAUCCGCCAGCACCCUGAGCUAGGUGUGGGCAUGACCACUGAGGGCAUUGAUGUUCGCAGUGUUGGCAACACCUUAGUCCUCCAUCAGACUGCUCUGGUGGAAGCCUUCAACCUUAAGGCAGCUAUAGAAUACCAACUGAGAAACUAUGAGGCAGCUCAAGAAGCCCUCACUGACAUGCCACCCAGGGCAGAGGAAGAGUUGGACCCUGUGACCCUACACAACCAGGCACUAAUGAACAUGGAUGCCAGGCCUACAGAAGGGUUUGAAAAGCUACAGUUUUUGCUCCAACAGAAUCCCUUUCCUCCAGAGACUUUUGGCAACCUGUUGCUGCUCUACUGUAAAUAUGAGUAUUUUGACCUGGCAGCAGAUGUCCUGGCAGAAAAUGCCCAUUUGAUUUAUAAGUUCCUCACACCCUAUCUCUAUGACUUCUUGGACGCUGUGAUCACUUGCCAGACAGCUCCUGAAGAGGCUUUCAUUAAGCUUGAUGGGCUAGCAGGGAUGCUGACUGAGGUCCUCCGGAAACUUACCAUACAAGUACAGGAAGCAAGACACAAUAGAGAUGAUGAAGCUAUCAAAAAGGCAGUGAAUGAAUAUGAUGAAACCAUGGAGAAAUACAUUCCUGUGUUGAUGGCUCAGGCAAAAAUCUACUGGAAUCUUGAAAAUUAUCCAAUGGUGGAAAAGAUCUUCCGCAAAUCUGUGGAAUUCUGUAACGACCAUGAUGUGUGGAAGUUGAAUGUGGCUCAUGUUCUGUUCAUGCAGGAAAACAAAUACAAAGAAGCCAUUGGUUUCUAUGAACCCAUAGUCAAGAAGCAUUAUGAUAACAUCCUGAAUGUCAGUGCUAUUGUACUGGCUAAUCUCUGUGUUUCCUAUAUUAUGACAAGUCAAAAUGAAGAAGCAGAGGAGUUGAUGAGGAAGAUUGAAAAGGAGGAAGAGCAGCUCUCUUAUGAUGACCCAGAUAAGAAAAUGUACCAUCUCUGCAUUGUGAAUUUGGUGAUAGGAACUCUUUAUUGUGCCAAAGGAAAUUAUGACUUUGGUAUUUCUCGAGUUAUCAAAAGCUUGGAACCUUACAACAAAAAGCUGGGAACAGACACCUGGUAUUAUGCCAAAAGAUGCUUCCUGUCCUUGUUAGAAAACAUGUCAAAACACACAAUCAUGCUUCGUGAUAGUGUUAUUCAAGAAUGUGUCCAGUUUCUAGAACACUGUGAACUUCAUGGCAGAAACAUACCUGCUGUUAUUGAACAACCCCUGGAAGAAGAAAGAAUGCAUGUUGGAAAGAAUACAGUCACAUAUGAGUCUAGGCAGUUAAAAGCUUUGAUUUAUGAGAUUAUAGGAUGGAAUAUAUAGUAAUAGCUGAUAGUGGCAUUUAUCAAAUGGCUUUGUUAUGUAAAUUUGCAUCGCUUUAUUUACCCUUUGGCAUCUUUAUAUUUGUUACAUGUUGAACUUUGUACACUUAUGCAUUAUAAAAAAAAAAGUAGCUAAAACUUUUGCUGUUAAAUUUCCCAGAAAGUGACAUAUUCUAAGAACUUUUACCCCAGGAGUUAUGAAAAAUUCCAAACUUAUGAGGAAUGUUUAUAUCAGAAGUUGUAAUACGUUUGUUUCCUUUCCUCUGUUAUCUUUUGUGCUUUGACGUAUCUUGAGGGGUCUUUGCACAAGGAUUACAUCAUUCAGGGACCAAGCACUAUCUCAGUAAUAGUUAAGAGUAGUCUUUAAAUAAUCAUUUCAGGGAUUGUGUGAGAGUAGUCUCACAAUUUACACUCAUUAAUUUGUAAUGCAUACUUUUUAUAUAGACUUUAGGAUAUUUUGGCAGUGUUUAUUCAUAUGGAUAUAAUUCUUUACCUAACCAAAAUUCCUUAGGUUAUAAGUGGUUUUAACGUGCAAAAGUCAGUAAAAAAUUUUGUUGCCUUAACAAAAUUAUGGUGCUAUAAUGUAGAGACAAUGAACGAUUAUCAAAGAACAAAUUUCCCUGGUUUUCUUUUGUUCCCUUUAAUAAUUUAAAUAUAUGAACAAGAUACACUGUUACUAUUUUCCAUGAUAACUUUUUAAAUAUCUCUGUGAGAAAUAACAGAGCUAUCCUGAGAACUCAGGGGUUUGUUUAAGAGACACAGGUUUUGUUAUGUUUGUUGCCCAGGCUAGUAUCCAGCUCCUAGGCUUAAGCAUACUCCCACUUCAGCUUCCCAAGUAGCUGGGACUACUGGCACAAAUCACUGGGUCCAGUUCUCAGUUCUUAAUUCCUACCUUUGUGUUUGCAAUUUAGGAUAUGCUGGCUGUACAGUGUUUCCAUGUUGUAGCCUCUUGAAUAAGGAAAAAUCUCAGCCACCAGGUCUGACCAAAAAGGUCAAUUCUAAGUUGUAAUGUUCAUUUCAUGUCCGCAACUCCCAAGAGUUAUUUGGAGUUCCCACUGGGAACCACAUGCAUUCUGAUCAGGCAUUUUAUUUUCUGAACCUUACAAGAGCCUUACUAUUUGAUUUCCCACUCCUCACUCCUCUCUUCCCACAAAAAGUAACUGUCAAUCCUAACUUGACCUGGCUUAGAAAAAUCAAGUGUAUUAGACUGAAUCAUAUGCAGUUGUUGAUUUUGACAGUUUUUGAUGUACAAAACUAGCAGUUUCUCAUAGCUCAACCUAGUAGCUUUCUUCUGAAUGAUAGGGAACCUCUGCCAUAAUGAGAUGAUUUUUUCCUUCAAGGAAAAGGAACCACUUAGCCACAUAAGUACUGAUAAGAAACAUGCUCAGCAUAAUUCCUCUGUAGCAUGACCUCCUGAGUGCUCAAAUUGUAUUAUACCAGGAAAUUUGGCUUAUUGUGAAGUUCAAUGGUUUUGAAUUUAUGGCAUUUUAAAUCUUAAUUAUCUGAGCUGCUAUCAUUUACCACUGAUGCUUUAGUCUCACAUGUGGAGGACAAGCAAUGUUUAGUGACCUCUUCACUGCAUCCCAUAGCACAUUCAAUGUCUGGGAAAUGUUCUUUGUUUGACAACUUCUGUACUAAAAGUGUUGCUGCAGUAGCUUUGUGCCCCUGUCAGUCUUGGUAGCCCCUUAAGAUUUGGAAAGUAAAUGAACUGAAAUCUUGUUUUCAAUGGCCAUAUUAAAAUUCUUUUUUUUUUUCCUGUUUCUUCUAAA
Messenger RNA from Homo sapiens (human), 3799 nucleotides. It is a transcript of the gene IFT70B, whose product is annotated as intraflagellar transport 70B. Gene Ontology annotation, cellular component: intraciliary transport particle B; cilium. The transcript has a single exon. The coding region runs from base 34 to 2031 and encodes 665 amino acids. NCBI's taxonomy places the organism in Eukaryota, Metazoa, Chordata, Mammalia, Primates, Hominidae. The record is from RefSeq and is marked validated.